Rhizoctonia solani is the source of this 546-nucleotide messenger RNA. Its product is annotated as SPC22 domain-containing protein. The record is from RefSeq and is a predicted model, not a curated record. The transcript is spliced from 5 exons. Gene Ontology annotation, biological process: protein targeting to ER. NCBI's taxonomy places the organism in Eukaryota, Fungi, Basidiomycota, Agaricomycetes, Cantharellales, Ceratobasidiaceae. Gene Ontology annotation, cellular component: membrane; signal peptidase complex. The coding region runs from base 1 to 546 and encodes 181 amino acids.
AUGUUCAGCUCUUACCAACGUAUCAAUAAUAUAUCUGCAUUUGCAUCGUCAUGCUUAAUGACUUUACUGGUUGUCAUUUCGAUUGUUUCAUAUGCACAACUCUAUAUCAUUGGUGAACCCGAGGGAAGAAUAGAAGUCAAACCAAUGAAUGUCGUCAAAGCCAUUUCACGCCCGUACAGCAGGAAAGAACAGGAGGUUGCCUGGUUUCGCUUUGAUGUACAGGCUGACAUGAAUUCCCUAUUCACUUGGAACACAAAACAGCUGUUUGUGUAUAUCGUGGCCGAAUACACUAAUCAAAAAGGGUUUGCGAACGAAGUUGUAGUCUGGGAUCGUAUCGUCCGGAGGAAACGCGAUAGUAAACUGAAUAUUGAAACCGCUCGCGCGAAAUACCCUAUUCGUGACCCAUCCCUUAGCUUCAGGAACUCAACCAAUGUCAAUUUUACCCUACGAUACAACGUUAUGCCUUGGAUCGGGGCACUUACCUAUGGUACUGGUGCUAAAAUCAAUGAGCCUGUGCCGUUUGCCAAGGUUCAAAGCCGUGUGUAA